UCAAUGCUUUAAGGACACAGAGUUUCAAUCCGUUUCAAGAUUUCAUCUGCACUAACCGAGAUGGACGACUCUGUUUUCUCAGACCCACUACAUGGGAAAAAACAUUUUGUUAACAACGUUGUUCAAUGCCCACUGCUGAGAGACCCAGGUGUGGUGGAAUCUCAGGCCAAGCAGAAUGCCAAGAUGGCCAACCUGCUACCUCCCACAGGCACCCCAGUGUUCCGCCGCUUCACCCCUGAGUCGCUGGUAGAGAUCAAGAGGCGGAUGGGCGAGGAAGCAAAGGAGCAGGACAGGAAGUUAGCUCUGAAUAUCGAGGUAGCAGAGGAAGACCUGCUGAAACCAUCUGCUGAUCUGGAGGCCGGAAAGGCCCUGCCAUUUAUUUAUGGAAAUCCACCAGCUGAGCUUCUCAACACACCUCUGGAGGAACUGGAUCCAUUCUACAAAUCACGCAAAACCUUUAUUGUCAUCACCAAGGGGAAUACAAUCUUCAGGUUCAAUGCUGAGCCGGCCUGCUACAUCCUGUCGCCCUUCAAUCUUCUAAGGAGAGGAGCCAUCAAGAUUCUCAUACAUUCGUUGUUUAGCAUGUUCAUCAAGUUAACACUCCUGGCCAACUGUAUGUUCAUGACGAUCAGUUACCUUCCCAAAACAUUUAAAACUGUUGAAUAUGUCUUCAUUGGGAUCUAUACCUUUGAGGCAGCCAUUAAAGUCUCCUCCAGAGGCUUCUGCGUUGGGCAAUUCACAUUCCUUCGAGAUCCAUGGAACUGGCUGGAUUUCAUGGUGAUAAGCAUAGCGUUCAUCACUGUGUUUGGUAACCUGGGCAACAUGUUGGUCAUCAAGGUGUUUAUUGUGAUCCGAGUCCUUAAAAUAAUCCCUCUUUUUUCUGGUCUUAAAACCACCGUGGGUGAUUGGAUCCAGUCAGUGAAGAAGCUGGCUCAAGUGAUGAUCCUUACAGUUUUCUGCUUGGCGGUGUUGGCCCUGGUCGGAUUGCAACUGUUCAUGGGCAAUCUGCGGCAGAAGUGCGUUUUCUGGCCUUCAUAUGACCCAUACUUUGACAGCAGCACAUUUAACCACAGUGUGCAGGUUGGACAACAAACCACAUGGGACUUCAAUGAGUACAUCAACAACAAAGAAAACCAGUACUACCUCCCAGGGAUGAGAGACCCUCUACUUUGUGGAAACUCUUCUGAUUCUGGACGCUGCCCUUCGGGAUACACAUGUGUAAAGGCUGGUCAAAAUCCCAACUAUGGAUACACAAACUUUGAUAGUUUUGGAUGGGCCUACCUCUCCCUGUUUCAGCUCAUGACACGGGAUUACUGGAAAAAUCUUCUCCAGCUGACUCUUCGCUCUGCAGGGAAAACCUACAUGAUCUUCUUUGUGGUGGUGAUCUUCCUGGGCUCGUUCUACCUGAUCACCCUGAUCCUGGCUGCGUUGGCCAUGGCAUAUGUAGAGCAAAACAAGGCCACUAUGGCUGAAGCAAAAGAAAAAGAGGCUGCCAGGAUCAUGGAAAAACUGAUGGAACGGAAAGAGAGACAGAACAGCCAUCAUAAACAGCAUGAACAUGUUACAAUCACUGGCAGCCAGAUGUCACUGUCCUGUCCAAAGUCACAUUAUGAGAAAAGUGAAAGGUCAUUUCAAGAGGUUGCUGACGAUGAGGAGUGUACAUCCAGCUUCAACAAGAACAACACAGCGUUUCAGGUCACCAAUGAAGGCUGUAUGGUUAGACCCAACUCCGAAAAUUUCCUGGCAGACCAGGAGUGUGUGUCUGUGCUGAGGAGGGCCAGUGAACACAAACAGAGUAAAGAACAGAUUGAAUUUGCAGUCCAGCCGAAGAAGACACCCAGUUCGCCCAGAGUCUCCGGCCAAUAUGACUUGGAUGAUAUGGAGGUGGAUCCGAGGCCCUGCUCCCCUUGCUGGUACAAGUUUUCAGACAUCUUCUUGAAAUGGAACUGCUGUGUGCCUUGGGUGACCUUCAAGAAGUGGAUGUACCUCAUAGUGAUGGACCCAUUCGUGGACCUGGGCAUCACAAUCUGUGUUGUUCUCAACACAAUUUUCCUUGCCCUAGAACAUUACCCAAUGACAGCAGGGUUUGCGGAGGUGUUGAGUGUUGGGAACUUGGUUUUCAUUGGGAUCUACACUGCAGAGAUGGUGCUGAAAGUAAUUGCCUUGGAUCCAUAUUAUUACUUCCAGAGUGGGUGGAACAUCUUCGACAGCAUCAUUGUGGCCCUGUGCUUGAUUGAGCUGGUGCUUGACGUUAAUGAGGGUCUGUCUGUGCUCCGAACCUUCCGUCUGAUGCGUGUUUUCAAGAUUUUCAAAUCUUUCAAGAGGAUGCUAAAGAUCAUCAGGAACUCCAUGAGGACCCACACCUUGCUCCUGUUCAUCUUCGUCUUCAUGUUUGCUGUGAUGGGCAUGCAAAUGUUUGGGAAGAGCUACGCAAAUGAAGUGUGUAAGAUCUCUAAAGACUGCAAACCUCCCCGGUGGCACAUGCAUGACUUCUUCCAUGCUUUCCUCCUCAUCUUCCGGGUGCUGUGUGGCGAGUGGAUCGAGACCAUGUGGGACUGCAUGGAGGUGGCCGGCCAGGGCAGGUGUCUCAUCUUCUACCUGAUGGUCAUAGUCAUUGGUAACCUAGUGCUGUUGAACCUCUUCAUGGCCUUGCUGCUGAGCUCCUUCAGGGGGGAAAACAUGGUGGAUCUGGAGGGGGACAGGGAGAGGAACAACCUGCACAUUGCAGUCAGGAGGAUCACCAAGCUUGAACUGGGCUUGAACUGGACCAAAGUCUACAUCAUUAAACAGUUCCGGAUUAUUGUCGGGAAGAAGUCAAACGGAUGUGGUGAUGAGGCUGAUGGUGUUGUGGGUGGAAGUAAUGGGAACAUAGACAUCCUCCAGAAGGACAACCCUAACCCUAACCCCAACCCUAACCCCACUGACGACCCAACAGCUUUGGAGCUGAAAAUGCUGGACAUUUGGGUGGACGAUGUACCCAUUGCCAAAAUUGAUUCAGAUAAUGAGGAUGACGAUGUUGGAGAUGGCCCAGAAAAGGAUAUUAACGACCAUACUGAGUUAAAGCAGUUAGCAGAGGACAAUGGCUCUUCAAUCUGUGCCACAGUGGAAAAGAAGAAAGAGGUAGACCCCACCAGCCCUGAGAAUUGCUGGGCUGACAACUGCGAUUGUUGUCCAUGCGUUGACUUUGACAUCACCACAGGAAAAGGAAAGAUUUGGUGGAACCUCCGGAAAACAUGUUUUCUCAUUGUGGAGCACAACUACUUCAAGACCUUCAUCAUUUUCAUAAUUCUGAUGAGUAGUGGAGCUCUGGUGUUUGAAGACAUACACUUUGAACAACGCAGGACCUUGAAAAUCAUCCUGGAAUAUGCAGAUCAAGUCUUCACCUGUGUGUUUGUUUUUGAGAUGCUACUUAAGUGGGCGGCUUAUGGGUUUAAGACCUACUUCACAAAUGCAUGGUGCUGGCUGGACUUCCUGAUUUUGGAUGUGUCUUUGAUCAGCUUAACGGCAAACAUCCUGGGCUACUCAAAACUUGGACAAAUCAAAUCUUUUCAAACAUUCCGUGCAUUUCUUCCCCUCCGAGCGUUGUCCAGAUUUGAGGGAAUGAAGGUUGUAUUAAAUGUUCUGGUGGGGGCCAUUCCUUCCAUCUUUGGCGUUUUCCUGGUUUGCCUCAUCUUCUGGCUCAUCUUCAGCAUCAUGGGAGUCAACCUGUUUGCUGGGAAAUUCUAUUACUGCUUCAACACCACAUCUGAGGAGAGGUUUCCAGCUGACAUUGUAAAUAACAAGACUGAAUGUUUGGGACUAAUGGCGCAGAAUGAAACUGUGCGUUGGAUGAAUGCAAAGGUCAACUUUGACAACGUGGGCAUGGGAUACCUUUCCCUCCUCCAAAUAGUAACAUUUAAAGGAUGGCUCGACAUAAUGUACCAUGCUGUGGAUUCACGUAAUGUGGAAGGACAGCCCAUAUAUGAAGACAAUAUUUACAUGUACCAUUACUUCUUCAUAUCCAUCUUCUUUGGUUCCUUCCUCAUGCUAAAUCUAUUAAUUGGAGUCAUUAUCGAAAACGUUAACCAACAGAAAAAGAAGUUUGGAGGUAAAAAUAUCUUCAUGACAGAGGAACAAAAUAAAAACUACAAUGCCAUGAAGAAGCUCGCCAAGAAACCACAGAAGCCUGUGCCUAGACCUACGAACAAAAUCGCAGGCCUCAUUUUCAACCUAAUCUCCCAACCAUUAUUUGACCUCUUCAUCAUGGUGCUGAUCUGCCUGAGCUUGGUGACGAUGAUGGUGGAGACGUAUGACCAGAGCCUGGUGCCGGAUGAAAUCCUAUAUUGGAUCAACUUUGGGUUCAUCAUCGUCAUUAUUGAGUGUAUCAUCAAGCUGAUUGGACUACGACGGUUCUAUUUCUCUGAUGGAUUGAAUAUUGUGGAUUUUCUUGUCAUCAUUCUCUCUGUUGUUGGUAUUUUUCUGUCAGAAAUCAUAGAGAAAUAUUUUAUCUCACCUAUCAUAUUCCGUGUGAUAAGACUGGCCAGGAUUGGUCGGGUUCUGAGACUCACCCGAGCUACUAAAGGCAUCCGGUCGAUGUUGUUUGCCCUGAGGAUGUCACUUCCUGCUGUCUUCAACAUUGGACAGCUGCUUUUCCUUAUCAUGUUUGUCUUCUCUAUUUUGGGAAUGUUUAACUUUGCCUACGUGAAAAGGGAGGCUGGGAUAGACGAUAUGUUCAAUUUUGAAACUUUUGGCAACAGUAUCAUAUGUCUUUUCACAAUCUCAACAACAGCCGGUUGGGAUAGUUUUCUCUUACCCAUUCUAAACAGACCUCCAGACUGUGACCCAGUUAUGGAUAAUCCCGGCACAGAUAUGCGAGGAAACUGCAGCAAUCCUGUAUUCAGCAUUUUUUUUUUCUGCAGCUACAUCACUUUAUGUAUCCUGCUUUGGGUCUACAUGUCCAUUUCUGUUGUCCUUGAGAACUUCAAUGUGGCCGUGGAGGAAACCAGUGACCCACUGUGUGUGGAAGACUUUGAGAUGUUCUACUAGACCUGGGAGAAGUUCGACCCUGACGCGUCACAGUUCAUCUCCUACAAUUUUGUCAGUUCUGUGAUCCCCAAACCAAACACAAUCAAGCUGAUCUCCAUGGACCCCCUGGUCCCUGGGGACAAGAUCCACUGUCUGGACAUUCUUCUGGCUUUGACUAAGGAGGUGCUGGGAGAGUCGGGGGAGAUGGAUACCAUGAAACAAAGAAUUGAGACGUUCAGGAUUAACAACCCCUCUAAAGUCUCAUACGAGCCAAUCACAACCACCCUGAGGCGAAAACAGGAAGAGGUAGCUACUGCUGUUAUUCUGAAAGGGUAUCGUAAGCACCUACAGAGAAUAAGGUUGUCUUGCCCUCCACCCAUUUCAUCAUCCCAGACACAGUCUGUAAUUCAUUGCUAAAGGAUAAUCUCCAGUUCAUGCGUCGUAGCCUUAAAUUGUGAUUAUUUAUUCGUCUGCUAUAUAAAAAAAAUUAUGUAUUAAAUCCAGGAUAGUGCUUAAUGAAAAAUCUGCGUAUUUUUUUUUUAUUUGACUGUAUAUAGUUCAUAAUUCGGAAGAGGAGAGACAUGCACACAACAAGGUGAA
Molecule: messenger RNA, 5604 nt
Organism: Esox lucius (northern pike)
Lineage: Eukaryota; Metazoa; Chordata; Actinopteri; Esociformes; Esocidae
Product: sodium channel protein type 4 subunit alpha B
Biological process (GO): neuronal action potential; sodium ion transmembrane transport; membrane depolarization during action potential
Cellular component (GO): axon; voltage-gated sodium channel complex; plasma membrane
Molecular function (GO): voltage-gated sodium channel activity
Source: RefSeq, a predicted model, not a curated record